AUGAACGGCAGCACCGUGAGUGAGUUCCUGAUCCUGGGCCUCACGCAGAGGCCUGGCCUGCAGCACCUGCUCUUCGUGCUCUUCCUGGGCCUCUACCUGGUGGCUUUCCUCGGCAACAGCCUCAUCGUGGUCGCCAUCGUGCUGCACAGCCCCCUGCACACGCCCAUGUACCUGCUGCUCCUGGCGCUGGCCACCGUGGACAUCGUCUGCACCACCACCAUCCUCCCCAAGAUGCUGGCGGCCAUGCUGCCGUCCGGGCGGGCCAUCUCCUACACGGGCUGCAUGGCGCAGCUCUUCCUCUUCACCUGGGCGCUGGGUGCCGAGAUGGUGCUCUUCACCGCCAUGGCCUAUGACCGCUACGUGGCCAUCUGCUUCCCACUGCGCUACCACGCCCUCAUGAGCCGCGCCACCUGCGCCACCCUGCUGGGCUUGGUCGCGGGCAUCGCCCUCACCAACUCCUGCGUGCACACGGGCCUCAUCCUGAGGCUGCGCUUCUGCGGGCCCAACGCCGUUGACCACUUCUUCUGCGAGAUCCCCCCGCUGCUGGCCCUGUCCUGCAGCCCCGUGCGGCUCAACGAGGUGAUGGUGCACGUGGCCGACAUCACGCUGGCCGUCGGCGACUUCUCGCUCACCUGCCUCUCCUACGGCUUCAUCCUGGCCGCCAUCCUGCGCAUCCGCAGCGCCCAGGGCAAGCGGCGGGCCUUCUCCACCUGCUCGGCCCACCUGCUGGUGGUGGUGCUCUACUACACGCCCGUCAUCUACACCUACAUCCGCCCUGCCACCGCCUACUCCUUUGCCCGCGACAAGAUCGUGGCCGCACUCUACACCCUGGUGACCCCCACCCUCAACCCCAUCGUGUACAGUUUCCGGAACAAGGAGAUGCAGGCUGGGAUCCGGAAGGUCAUGGCCUUCCUGAAGCGUUAG
This is a messenger RNA of Sorex araneus (European shrew), 924 nucleotides long. Its product is annotated as olfactory receptor 13G1. Gene Ontology annotation, biological process: G protein-coupled receptor signaling pathway. Lineage: Eukaryota; Metazoa; Chordata; Mammalia; Eulipotyphla; Soricidae. The coding region runs from base 1 to 924 and encodes 307 amino acids. The record is from RefSeq and is a predicted model, not a curated record. Gene Ontology annotation, cellular component: membrane. The transcript has a single exon. Gene Ontology annotation, molecular function: G protein-coupled receptor activity; olfactory receptor activity.